Molecule: messenger RNA, 2031 nt
Organism: Peniophora sp. CBMAI 1063
Lineage: Eukaryota; Fungi; Basidiomycota; Agaricomycetes; Russulales; Peniophoraceae
Source: the annotation of a GenBank genome assembly
AUGGCAGACCCCGACGAUUACUUUGUGAACGCGUUCUACGACACUACAACUUUCAACAUGGACGCCGACAUACUCGGCUACGACCACAACGUACCGAUGCUACUCGACUAUAUGCCCUUGCCCACGCUCGAGCCCCAAGCCCCGAUGGCGUCUCUACCCGAUACCCCGAACAUCCGGCCAAUCGAACUCAAUGAUACGCCCCCGCCUCUACAACUUGACGUUACAGCAGCAGCACCCAUGGGAGUCGACCUCGUCGAACUUGGCAGCACGCUCCCGCCCUCACAAAUGAACGUCGAACCGGUAGCACCCGCAACAAUGAACCCGGCACCGACAGCAGGCGCCUUGUUCAGCGUCAUACUGGACUCGGAAGUCCUCAAUAUCAUCGACAUAAACCAGGACAUUAUGGUCAAGCUCGCGCUCGCUGUCCCUCACGCUGAAGAGUUGAGACGAAUAGCCGCCCAUCAGUCGUCGCCCAACCCGGAGAACCUACAACGCCUCCUAACCAGUUCACUCUUACUGGUCAACGCAUACGCGACUGCGGCUUCGCUCCUAAGCCUACUCGUCAACCGCGCUAAUCGAAUCGCCCAUAUUCUCCGCUUACCAGAAGACGUACUGCUGGAGAUUCUCUACAUAAUGGCCUAUACCGCUCCACCAGCUGUCAUGGGCUGGGACGGCACGAACUUGGGCUGGCUGACACUAUAUUGGACGUGUACGGAUAUCCGCGCGUUCAUGAAGCGCCAAAGCAAGUUCUGGGCGCUGGUCUGUACCCAAUUACCGCGCGCACAUCUAUCUCUACGCGAACUCGCCCAUUUCGCGCCCCUUACCCUUAACUUCUGCACACUCUUCCCGGCGACGCCUCCGGCGUUUGACUUCGCAGUAUCGCACGAUCGAGACCGCGCGCUCUCCAUUCUAUACACCACGCCAGCGUUCAGGUUCCAGUCCAUAUCCUGCCUCGAUCUCCGCGUCUGUCCCAGUCUCAUCUUGCACUGGCUCGCAACUACCGGUUCAACAUUGCGACCCCACGGCCUACCCUACCUUCGCCACCUGGAACUAGAGGCGCCCAGACGCUUCGACUACAGCUUUGCGCCAGAAACCAUCGACAGAUUCAUCAAACGCCCGUUCAGCAACUUCUGGCUCUUCACUCCGGCACUUCGCACAGCCAAGUUCAUCAACCUCGUUUACCCCUUCUAUACCGCCAUGCUAGACGCUCUCCACCUCGAGUUCGACAAAGGUCUCCCCACGCCGGAGUGUCCCCGACCUACUCUCUCAAACAUCGCAGAUCUGGUCAGACUCUCGCAAGGUGUCAUCCGAGAGCUCGUCCUCUUCAACGCUAUCAGUGAAGAAGACGACGGCCGCGUGGUCAACGUACUCGCCUUUUCCCAACUGUCCCAUCUCUUGCUCGUCCAGGACAACAGCGCACUCAUACACCUCGCACUAUCCCGAUUCAUGAUCCCAGCGUCCUGCAACAUCCGUAUCGAAACCAAAUACGAGCUAUCUUGGAGCGCCAUGCCCCAGAUGCGUGACUUGUUCUACACGCUGCUCUCAAGGUUGCCACAUUCUGGAGAGAGAUUGCUACGUGUCCGCUUUUUAGGUGUGCAAGGGACAAGCGCCCGGACGGAAAUAUCCUGGCUCUUGGAUAAGGACGGAGAACCUAUCCGGUAUGGCCCGCACAGCGUGACAGUGGUCAUAGAGACACCCACUCACGUCUCCUGGAUCACCUGCCUGCGCAUUUUUGCCGAGACGCUCGUCAACCUCCAUCACCCGCUCCUCAAAUCCCUGGUUUUACCCGUCUCCUACAGGGCUUGGGAACUACACGCGUUCCAUGCAGUCGACGCGGAGAUUGUACGGACGCUGUUCAGUAUCGGCACUGUGCAGUACAUAUGGCCGCCAACAAGGGUUACCUGGGCCUUGGGAUCAGAUGCGGAAUGGGACAUACCGGAAACCCACCCUUCACUCUCGGACGGGUCGUUUAACCAAUACUCACAGAACAUGCGAUUCGUUCAACCCUUUGACAUGCAACGCUUCCAUUAG